Messenger RNA from Alternaria atra, 996 nucleotides. RefSeq lists its product as uncharacterized. Bases 1 to 996 code for a protein of 331 amino acids. Lineage: Eukaryota; Fungi; Ascomycota; Dothideomycetes; Pleosporales; Pleosporaceae. Gene Ontology annotation, cellular component: U12-type spliceosomal complex; nucleolus. The record is from RefSeq and is a predicted model, not a curated record. Gene Ontology annotation, biological process: positive regulation of mRNA splicing, via spliceosome. Gene Ontology annotation, molecular function: RNA binding. The transcript has 2 exons.
AUGUCGGCCCCGAGUGCGCGUCACUGGGAACAAAAUAAGGAAGCAACGGUCUACGUCGGAAACCUCCAUGAGCGCGUUACGCCCCGCAUUCUUCACGAGCUGAUGCUCAACGCUGGCCGAGUACGAAACGUCAACAUGCCCGUCGAUCGCGUCAACGGCCAACACCAAGGGUUCGGUUUCGUAGAAUUCCACACAGAGUCAGAAGCAGAUUACGCGCCCAAGAUCAUGAACAAUGUCGCUUUGUACGGAAGCCGGAUACGCGUGAACAAGGCAUCAGCAGACAAACAGAAGAACGUAGAGAUUGGCGCAGAGCUGUUCAUUGGUAACCUUGAUCCUGGAGUGGACGAGAAAACACUGUACGACACAUUCGGACGUUUCGGACCGCUGGUGAAUGCGCCAAAGGUCGCGCGCGACGACAUCACGAGCGCAUCCAAGGGCUAUGGUUUCAUCUCGUACGGCGACUUCGAGUCCUCAGACGCGGCUAUCGCCAGCAUGCACAACCAGUACAUUAUGAGCAAGCAGAUCACGGUCCAGUAUGCGUACAAGAAAGAUGGAAAGGGCGAACGACACGGAGAUGAAGCCGAGCGUAUGCUCGCGAAACAGGCCAAGGCUCACGGAGUUGCGCCUGCUGUACAACCUCUGCCGGCACAUCUUUUCCAGCUUCCUCCAGGUGCCGCACCAACUGGGCCAGCCAUGGGCGUAGAUGGCCGAGGUGUACCUGGUGCACCAAGUGGACCUGGCGCAGGAUAUGGCCCUCCUGGUGGACCUCCAGGCUAUGCUCCCAAUGGGCCUGGAGGCUACGGUCGACCGCCUUCCGCAGCUCCUGUUGGUCAUCCAGGUCUUCCACCACCCCCAUCCGGCUUACCCGCUCGCCCACCAAGCGGUGCUCCAACAAACUUCUUCCCUCCUCCGCCCGGAUUCAAUGGCCCACCGCCAGCCUUUGGUGGCCCACCUGGCUUUGGGGGACCUCCCGGCUAUGCACAGGCACCGAGGUAG